Hevea brasiliensis (rubber tree) is the source of this 1272-nucleotide messenger RNA. RefSeq lists its product as uncharacterized. Bases 1 to 1272 code for a protein of 423 amino acids. The record is from RefSeq and is a predicted model, not a curated record. NCBI's taxonomy places the organism in Eukaryota, Viridiplantae, Streptophyta, Magnoliopsida, Malpighiales, Euphorbiaceae. The transcript has a single exon.
AUGGCAAGGGUAAAACAAGUGGCUACCAAACCUCAAAAAUUCAUGGGUGAUGCUAUGAAAGCUGCUGGCAGUUCCAAAAAGGAAAGAGAAGAAGGAACUGAAGUUGAGAACAAUAAUGAAGAAACAGAGACAGUGGCACAACGAGCAAGAAAAAGAAAGGGAAAGGGUAUUGUUGGGUCAGAGCCUUCUGAGAAAAAGAAGAAAAUGGAGAAGUCCCCUGCUUCGAAAUCUUUUGUGCAACAAAAUAUUUUUGAGCCAAGGUACAUUAAAUGGGAUUCAUUUUCUGACUUGCCAUAUGAAUUUGAAGAUUUAUUUACUUUUCAAGGCUGGAUGGAAUUUUCUGAGUUGAAUGAAUAUUAUUAUCCUUAUUUGAUUCAAGAAUUUUAUGGAAGUAUGAAAGAAGUUGUUAAAGGAGAAAGUUUUAGUAUGAGAGUUAAGAAGAAAAGUCAGAUUGUUGAUGUUGAUUUCUUAGCCUCUAUUUUAAACCUACCAAAUGAUGGAAAUAGGAUUGGAACCUUCAAAGAUUCUAGGAAGCUUGAAGGAUAUGAUGAGAAGGCAUUUCAAUUAUCAAUUUUUCCGGAGGGUAUACCUGAAAAUGAAAUGACCAAUAUCAAUUUAGUGCCUCAAAAUUUUAGAAUUCUACAAUCCUUUAUUCGAUAUUUGCUCAAUCCUAGAAGUGGUAGUCACUCAUAUGCAAAUAGCCUUGAUUUAUGCAUUAUGUGGCACUUGGUUAACAAAAUCAUAUUUAAUUUGCCAUUUUUGAUUUUUAAAGUGAUUGAUAAGUCUAGUAAGCAUAGAAGGUUGCCAUAUGCUAUGCCUUUGACUCUUAUAUUUCAAGCUAUGGGAGUUGAUUUGAGCAAAGAAAAGAAGUUUAGCAAUCCUAUCCCCAUUAAGGAGAUAUUCAAGGCUGAUGAUGGUAGGAAAAGGAGUAAGAAAGAAGAGAAAAAGCAAGAAGAAGAGACUGAGAUUGAGAUUGAAUCUAAAUCUGAGUCAAAUUCUGAAACAGAAUCGGACAUCCCAAUAAGCAAAUUGAAAGAGAGAAGUUCUAAGAUAGGUGAAGGGGAAAGUUCUAAGAAGAAGGAGAAAAUGAAGCUGAAAAUGUCAGAUUUUGUGAAAAUAAGUAAAGCAAAUCUGGACAUGAUGAAGGAAAUCAAAGAAAUGAGUGGACUGACCUUGAGUAUUUUAGAAAAAUCUCAUGAAUUGCAUAAAGGAAUUAUCGCUGAGCAAAAUGCAAAGAUGGAUAUGUUGAUUAAUAGAUUGGAUAGACAAUAA